AUGCCGCCAAAAGCAAAACCGGAUACUGGACUACCUGCCACCCCGGAGGAGUUGGCACGACUCAUAACCCAACACGUUAAUACUGCCUUGGAACAGCGCGAUGCUAACCAAAAUGAUGGCCAGAAACAUGAAUGCGGUACUCCUGGGCAGGAUCUUGGUGGGACACAGAUUGGAAACCCUUCAAUACACCAGAGCCGGUCUGAACCUGAAAUUGGAAAUUCGAAGAAGCGCAAACCCGAGAGCUCCAAGAAGACUCCUGAAGUUGGAAGUAGGAAGAAACGCAAAUUGGAGAAAGCAAGUGCAGCUAACCCUCAAGAGUCAGAAAAGGGUAAGGACGGCGAUGGACAAGAGAAGUGCGCCAGAUGUAGCCGAACCGGACAUGUGACUUCCCAGUGUUACGCUAAGAGUACAUUGGAUGGAGCUGUGCUUGAAGGAUGCUUUACGUGCGGUGGACAAGGACACUACAAAAGGGAAUGCCCGAAAUCGAAAGGACAGGACGUUAAGAUUAAUUUCGUUGGGACAAGUGUCAGGAAGGCAAGUGAGAGCCCUGCUAUUGUUACCAGUAUGUUUCAAAUCACAAGCCAUUGUUGUGUUCACCUGUAA
Molecule: messenger RNA, 603 nt
Organism: Helianthus annuus (common sunflower)
Lineage: Eukaryota; Viridiplantae; Streptophyta; Magnoliopsida; Asterales; Asteraceae
Exons: 3
Coding region: 1-603 (200 amino acids)
Molecular function (GO): nucleic acid binding; zinc ion binding
Source: RefSeq, a predicted model, not a curated record